Scedosporium apiospermum is the source of this 1038-nucleotide messenger RNA. RefSeq lists its product as uncharacterized. NCBI's taxonomy places the organism in Eukaryota, Fungi, Ascomycota, Sordariomycetes, Microascales, Microascaceae. The record is from RefSeq and is a predicted model, not a curated record. The coding region runs from base 1 to 1038 and encodes 345 amino acids. The transcript is spliced from 2 exons.
AUGAAGAAGUUCCACAGUUUACCUCUUCCUCUCUUGCUCCUACUCCGAACGUCCCUGGUGAACGCCGGCGUCGCAUCCUUCCGCCGCGCCGAAAACGAUACUACCAAUGGCGACCAGGGCGACCAGGGCGACGGUGACGGCGGCGCGUCCUCCUCGUUUGCUGUCGUGACGCAUCCGGCGGAGGGGGUCACUUUGGUUACGGGUUCGACUGUCGAGGUGAGGUGGGAGACGAGGGGGGACAAUCGUGAUUGGGAUGGCCAUGUUAUGAUGGAGAUUGCAGAGGCGGGACAUGUUCCCUUGACGAAUUUCGUGUCUGUUGACUACGACAUCCCAUACACCGACCAAUCCCACAACUGGACCAUCCCCGAACGCCUCUCCCCAGGCUCCUACGCCCUCCGCCUCGCCAACUCCACCUCCCCCUCCACCUACAUCGACUCCUCCAUCUUCACAAUCAUCCAUGCCGCCCCCGCCCCCUCCUCCAACCCGACACCCCCGACCCCAUCCCACAAGGGCCUCACGACCGACGACAUAGCCGGCCUAGCCACUGGCCUCUCCGUCGCCUUCCUCGUCGCCGUCCUCGCCUUCUGGGCCUGGCGCCACUCCAAACACCGCGCGAAGAAGCGUUUCGGCGGCGGCAACGGCGUCGCGUGGCGGAGUGACGACGACGACGACGAUGCGCCGAGGGGUGGGUUGGGGGAGUGGCAUGCCGUCAGGGCGGGGACUACCGCUGCCGCUAGUACCACUGGCGGUGGGCUGUUCUCGAUGUCGCCUUCGACGAUGGUCGAGACGGGGUCGGCAGCCGGCGAGGAGGGCAUGGCGGAUUUGGAUAAGUUGCCCGAGGGAGUCAUUAGUGGGUGGGCGCCCGAGGAUGUGAGGGUCGAGCCGGUGGAGUUGCCCGCGGAGGUGUAUAAGCGGUGGAGCGAGGAUGCGAGGGAAGGGGGGGAGGCGGCGGGGAUGGGGAUUGGGGAGCGGUUGGAGUUGAGUGGGAGUAGAGGGAGGGAUGGCUCCGAGGGGGCGGAGGGGGCGUCGAGGUCGUGA